GGGUGCCCCUGCUGUGAUUUUCUUAAAUGCUAAGAAACACUGUGUUGACACACACUGUCAACAAUGUGUGGUGAUAAGAUGUUGCCCUAUACCCUAAGGGUGUCUUCCAUUCCAUAGAUCUCACCUACCUAAAUCUCCCUGGUCAUCUCUACCCGUUCCCCAGGUCUACCUAGUGCCAACAGUGAUGUUAAAGCAUGAUGGGGCCAACUGCAUUAAACAUACUUUAUUAUUCUUUUAAAGUAAUCUCUAUAUCCAACGUGGAGCUCGAACUCACAACCCCAAGAUCAAGAGUUGUCUGCUCCACCGACUGAGCCAGCCAGGUGCCCCAAACAUACUUUAAAGUUCUAUAAACUGACGCAUUAACACCCACAAAAUGGGGUGCUCCUAGGUAAACCUUGCCCUUCACCCCCACCCCAAGAAUAUCUUGAGACUUUAAAUAGCUCUAGGCCAUACGAUCUGAUAGUCACAGUGAACACGGGACCACUAUCAACAGAACCAGCCAAUCCCAAGCCUGCUCACCCAGGUUUGCCCGUUCCUUCCCAGAAGCCACAACAAAGUCUGUCCACGUCUCCGCUCCCAGGGAGUUCCGGCUUCCUCUCGACCAGCCGCAAAGCCCCUCCUGGGUGUCCCGAGUGGCACAUUGUUCUCCUCCGGAACCGUGGCGUUUGAUCCUCUGGUCUAUUUAACAAGGUCUUCUCUUGUACAAGAUUGUGACUUGGAGUUUCUUAUUUCUUCUAAUAAAAAGCCAGAAGAGUGGAAAGGGAUGAGCUCAGUGAAACUCUGCUCUGUAAAGCUGAACGAUGGGUUCUUCAUGCCCAUGCUGGGAUUUGGCACCUCUGCUCCUAAUAAGGUUCCUAAGAGUGAGGUGGAAGAGGCUGUCGUGAGAGCAAUCGAUGUAGGCUACCGCCAUUUUGACUCCGCUUACUUGUAUCUAAAUGAAGAAGAGAUUGGGAGGGCCAUCCGGAAGAAGAUCGCUGAUGGCUCUGUGAAGAGAGAGGACAUAUUCUACACUUCAAAGGUGUGGGGAACCUUUUUACGUCCAGAAUUGGUUCGAACCAGCUUGGAAAUAUCGCUGAGUAAACUUCAGUUGAGCUAUGUGGAUCUUUAUCUUAUACAUAUCCCAAUACCUUUGAAGCCUGGGGAAGAGCUCUUCCCAAAGGACGAACACGGAGAACUCAUUUUCGACACAGUGGAUCUCUGUGCCACGUGGGAGGCCAUGGAGAAGUGUAAGCAUUCAGGGCUGGCCAAGUCCAUCGGGGUGUCCAACUUCAACCGCAAGCAGCUGGAGAGGAUCCUGGACAAGCCCGGCCUCAAGUACAAGCCCGUGUGCAACCAGGUGGAGUGUCACCCUUACCUCAACCAGAGCAAACUGCUGGAGUUCUGCAAGUCCCAGGACAUCGUCUUGACUGCGUACGCGGCCUUGGGGUCCAACUCAGGGAAGGAAUGGCUGAGCAAGAACAACCCGGUUCUCCUGGAGGAUCCAGUGCUCAGUGCCAUUGCUGCAAGGCACAGGCGAACCCCAGCCCAGGUGGCCCUGCGCUACCAGCUGCAGCGGGGGGUGGUGGCCCUGGCCAAGAGCUUCAAUGAGGAGAGAAUUCGGGAGAACUUCCAGGUUCUGGAUUUCCAGUUGACACCAGAGGACAUGGAAAGUCUAGACAGUCUAAACAGGAACAUUCGCUAUUUUGUGGAUCCUUUAUUUAGCCGUCAUCCGGAUUUCCCAUUUUCUGAUGAGUGUUAACAGCAGUGUCUGUGCUCCCUCCAGAGUUCUUUGAUUUUGUUCGAUGAUUGGCGAACACCAGGCACUUGGUUUAUCCCCUGUUGCUGCCUCGUCAACCACAGUGUGACUCCGCAGGUUAGGAAAUGAAAGUCUCUAAACCCAGUCUUUUCCCUCCAAAGUAAAUGAGAAUACAUUUCAAACAACCUAACCUAUCAAUGCCCUGACUUUUUAGUCUGUUUUGCUGUUUCCUGUGUCACUGAGGUUAAAAUGCUGAUAUGCACUGAAGUGAUCACAAGGAAAAUAUAAAGCCCUAAAAAAAACAAACAAACAAACAAAAAACUAACCAUUUAGUUAUUUCCAAAGUCUAGCUUUUUACUUGUUCAUAAGAAUUUUUUUCUCUUUGGCUCUGAGAAUUUACUACACUUAUACAAUUUUAUCAGACCUUUUAAAGGGAUCUAAAACUCAAUUCAUAGGUAAUAUGUCAUAUUUCAUAAAACUGUCAUAUUUCCACAAAAAAAUUAGUCAUAAUGCCACAAACAAGGAAAGUGUCAAGCUGAAUGAAAAGGGACGACCGAGAUCUGAAAAUUAUCUGAUAAAGAUUUUAAAGCCACCAUUAUAAACACUGUUCCAACGAGCAAUGACAAACACACUUGGAACUAGUGGAAAGAUAGAAAGUUUCAAUAAAGAAACAGAAGAUAUAAGGAAUUACAAAAUGGAAAUUUUAGAGCUGAAAAUUACAAGAAUCAAAACAAGAAACUCAAAGGAUAAACAGAGGGGGUGCCUGGGUGGUCCAGUUGGUUGAGUGUCCAACUCUUCCAUUUCAGCUCAGGUCAUGAUCUCACGGUUUGUGGGCUCAAGCCCUGAGUCAGGCUCUUCGCCGACAGUGGGAAGCCCGCUUGGAAUUCUCUCUCCCUCCCUCAAAAAUAAUUAAAUAAACUUUAAGAAAAAGACAUUGAGGGACAGAGGAAAUAAUUAACGUACUGGAAGAUAAAACAAUAUAAAUAACCCAACAGGAACAAGAGAGAGAAAGUCAGCUGGAAAAAA
Messenger RNA from Herpailurus yagouaroundi (jaguarundi), 2761 nucleotides. Its product is annotated as aldo-keto reductase family 1 member C23-like protein. The transcript is spliced from 11 exons. Gene Ontology annotation, molecular function: oxidoreductase activity. Bases 764 to 1738 code for a protein of 324 amino acids. The record is from RefSeq and is a predicted model, not a curated record. Lineage: Eukaryota; Metazoa; Chordata; Mammalia; Carnivora; Felidae.